GUAUUUGUCAAGAAAUCUGGAAAAAGACUUCACAGAAUCUGAGAUAUGCAUGAUCCACUAAUAGGUCAUCUUCUGUAUGUCAAGUUUUCAGCCAAUUGGAAAUCACAUUGUUGGUACAAAUAUUAACAUAUAUGACAAUAACUCUGUUGCCUUUUUAUGAAGAAUCCCUUCAACAAGUUGGAACAAAUUGUGUUUUCAGCAGCAGUACAAUCAGGGUGUCAUGUGAGGAAGAGAGCCCCACUUCCUCCUCUCCUACCAUGCAUUUCAUCGGAAAGAAGGCAGAUAUUGUUAAGGCUGGGCGUGUGACACAGCGGGUGAAUGGAUGCAGAGAUGUGCUUGUCCUGUACCACCAGGGGCAGCUUUAUGCAUUGGACAUGCUUUGCUACCAUACGGGUGGUCCAUUACAGAACGGAGACAUUGAGGAGUUCAGUGGACGGCUGUGCAUCGUUUGUCCAUGGCACAAGUACAAGAUAACCCUAGCAGAAGGUGAAGGACUUUAUCAAGCUGUUGACAAUCCUACAGUCAGACCGCUGAGGACUCACUGGCGCUCCAAGGGAGUCAAACAAAGGAUUCAUAAAGUCACUGAAGUCAGCGGGGAUGUCUAUGUGACACUGAAUGACUCCAGCGAGGCCAUUGAGUCCGAUGUCUACCAGACUGAAAAACACAGGACAGUUUCAAUCAAUGUGCAGCCAAAACCCAAACCCAAGACAUAGGAAGAUUAUAAAGUAGUCAUUUCAGUGCGCACGGGCGCCCCCCAGGGGUGUGUUCUCUCCCCACUUUUCCCUCUUCACAAACAACUGCAUCUCAGCUGACCCGUCUGUGAAAACCCUGAAGUUUGCAGAUGACACAACUGUCAUUGAUCUGAUCCAGGACAGUGAUGAGUCUGCAUACAGACAGGACGUGGAUCAGCUGGUACAGGUGGUUCUGAACAGAGCCACCUGGAACUUAACCCACUCAAGACUGUGGAGAUGAUGGUGGACUUUCGGAGACCACCACCCUUACACUCCUCCCUCACGAUCCUCAACAACAUUGUGUCUGCUGUGGACCACUUCCGGUUCCUAGGAACCACCAUUUCUCGAAACCUGAGUUGGUCCUCAUAAAUAGACAAGGUCUAGGGUCAGGAAAAGGGGCCAAUAAAAUCUCUGCAGACCCCACACACCCUGCACACAAACUGUUAAGACAUUUGCCUUCACGUCGGCGCCACAGAGCGCUGUCAGCUGAAACCAGCUGCCACAGAGACAGUUUCUUCCCCCAGGCUGUUUCUCUGAUGGAUACUUGACAGUCAGAGUUCCAGAGCAACAUCAUGCAUACUUGGACUGAUCUCACAUUAAAUUAUUUUGU
Molecule: messenger RNA, 1341 nt
Organism: Girardinichthys multiradiatus
Lineage: Eukaryota; Metazoa; Chordata; Actinopteri; Cyprinodontiformes; Goodeidae
Product: Rieske domain-containing protein
Exons: 3
Coding region: 132-713 (193 amino acids)
Molecular function (GO): 2 iron, 2 sulfur cluster binding
Source: RefSeq, a predicted model, not a curated record